Cokeromyces recurvatus is the source of this 726-nucleotide messenger RNA. RefSeq lists its product as uncharacterized. The transcript has a single exon. The record is from RefSeq and is a predicted model, not a curated record. The annotation marks the transcript as partial. NCBI's taxonomy places the organism in Eukaryota, Fungi, Mucoromycota, Mucoromycetes, Mucorales, Mucoraceae.
CUUGAACAACUUCUCGCCAAUCAACAGGCACAAAUCAAUCGCCUUGAACAAUUACUCCUCACUCAAACCAAUGCUCAACCUUCAGCAGAGCCCCCUAAUCAACAACAACAGCAACAGCAAAUGGAGGAAGAACAACUGGUCUCUCAACUUCACUCCUUGGACAUUCGUCCUGAUUACACCUGGAAACCUUCGCCCUUUUUAUCUGAAGUAAUGCAAUUCAACCAACCUUUGUUCACCACGAACACUUUAACCGAUGACAAACGUAAAGCGAUCAUCGAACAGUAUCCUGGGCAGAAGGAUAUGGAUUAUCAACCUCCUGAUACCGUACCUCUCGCAGCUCGUACCAUGAAGCCACAUCUCACGAAGCAGGAUCGUUCUUUAAAACGGCUACAGUACCUUGCUUCGGCCACAUUCAGACCUUUGGAUGUAUUGGCCUUGGAACUUAGUAACGACAAUACUAAUCCUAACGUUCAACGUUACUUACAUAUGCUUAACGACUGUCGUUCUUUACUUUUAAACUUAACCUCGGAAAUGACGGAAAUGCGAAAGACAAUUGCUUUUCAAGCUAUUAACCCUCAUUUCUCUUCUACUAACCCGUCGUCACAGCAUACUUACAUUAUGCCUGUUGACGAUUUUCAGGCGGCUUUGGCGCAACAAACCACCAACUUGCAAAACGUGCAAAAAGCCUCUCGAUUUGGUCAACGACCUCAAGUUAGCACCAAUCAA